AUGGCGGGGCGGGUCUCCACCAGGGGCCUUACCCGCUCCGUGGCUCAUAGACUAAAAUAUUACAUUGACAUUCAAAGAAAAGAAGAUAGUUUUGAUUUAUCAGGAGCUAGCAGGAAUGAGGCUGAAAGAUCCAGUUUCUAUAUGCAUCCUGGAAGCUUUGCUGAACAAAAAUAUGAUCAGUGUCUCAAGCAUAAUUUUACAGAUUGUAAAUUCGAAGCAUCUCUUCGAAUGUAUACAGGAAAUUCUGAAGAAUGUGAAAGAAAAUUACAGAGCAGCCCAGAAAGACAACAGGAAAUUAAGAUAAUCAAAAAGAAAAUGGCACAAGUAACAGAUGUUGUAACUGACAGACCUUUCCCGGUCUUAGUAAGGAGUACAAAAAGAACAAAGAAGUUGCACAGCUUCCCUUCCAGACUAUCUCAAUUUCCUCCUUCCCCAUACACAUCACAAGAAGAAGUCAUGAGGCUCAUUUCAUCAGUUUCAAAGCUAAUUGUUGCAGCGACUUGUGAAAUCUCUUCGGAGGAAAUAAAGACAGACUGUGCCUCACCCCAAAAGAGGAAAGAAGCUAAAAAUAUUCAGAGAUUGGACCAUUACUACAAGCAGUGUGCACCUCGUCCUGUGAUCUCUCCAGAUCCCCAUGAAUAUGAAGCUAAGAGCAUUGAUGUAUUCUGUUUUAAAAGUACACGGGAAACGAACAAAUUAGAAGAAUCAAAUGCUGACUUUAUCCAAGAAAAUUCAAGGAAUGAUUAUGGGAAAAAUACGAACAAAGACAAGAAAGAAAAAAACAGUAGAAAUGUAAAUGGACCAGUCAGAGUUGAGAGAUCAUCUAAUAUUUCCAGUAACUCAUCUAAACAUACGAGUGUACUUUCUAAAACUUCUACAAGAGCAAGUGAUUUAAAUUCAUUGUACUUAAGUAUCAUAUCUCCUUAUGCACAACGAACUGACAGAAGUAAAGCUUCUAAAAAAAAUGUGCUUAAUGAAGGAGUGUCCUCUGCCUUGUGCAGCUCUUCAGUGAUGUCUGAAUGCCAAGAUACAGAGCCAAAUACUGGCUGUAUAUCAGGCGUGACAAGUUUUGCUCAUUCUCAGAAAAAUAAAUGCAUCUCUAGGUGGCUCUAUAAGUCAUCUGAAUUCAAAAGGCAAAAGUCAGCCCAGGUGCCUAGUAGAAAGCAUUCAGGCUUCAGAGGUAGUAAGUCUAGCAAGCUUUCACAAGGAAGGCCAAUGGAGAACUCCAGGAAUGUACCACUACAUCAAAAAGAAAGAAAAAAUAGUGAAGGAAAUAGGGAAUUAAAUGAGAAAAUAAUUCAUAAUGUUUCCACAAAUGCACAGACCCCAAUCAUAAAUGAAAACACGGAAGAACAAACAGCUUCUGUUGUGGCUCUUAAACAUGGCAUUUACCACAGCCGAAAUAACACAAGUAACAGCCUUCAUCAGAGACCUCAAAGUAACCAGCACGAAAAAAAGAAGAAAGAUUUGUGUAAAUUAGCUACAGGAAAAAAUACUGAAUCCCAUAAGGUCCAUUUCCAAGGUCCAUUGCAGUUUUCCAGAAAUACUGAACAGAAAUGUAGCUGUGUAAACUUGAAUAGUUGUAACAUAACAAGUGACUAUGGAAUUCAAACCAUUGCUUCAGAAAGUAAACCUUUAGGGACUGUGACAUCUUCCAGAGAAUGAAAAUGAAGAACACCUUUCUAGGGUCGCACUUGGAGCACCUUCCUUUUUACAUCAAGUUUUCCUGGAAAUGGAGCAAGAUGCAUCACCUACUUCAACUGCAUCUGAGCAAAAAGAUCUGGACAGCAGUUUAGAAAACAAAAGUAUACAACAAUUAUCUAACCAGCUUUUCAUCCUUAAUCAAUCCACAGGAGACGACAAGGUUCAGGAUACUAUCAGUAAUGUACAGACAAGUGACAGUAUUUUAACAGACUCAUGUGAUUGGCAAAUGGCACACAUCCCACAGAAGGUUCAGUGUUGUUGCACCUGUGCAGAAGAACAAACUAACUUUAAAUCUGAAACAUCUGAUGAAGAACAAGACAGUUUCUCAGAUUCAUCUGUGACAGUAACAAGUAUUUUAGGUGCAUUAGAAAACCAACAGUCAGAAGAGGAGUUCACUGUAUCAUCUGUAUCUGAUAGCCUGAGUCUUGGAUCAUUAUAUGACGUACAUGAACAGAUGG
Molecule: messenger RNA, 2162 nt
Organism: Chelonoidis abingdonii (Abingdon island giant tortoise)
Lineage: Eukaryota; Metazoa; Chordata; Testudines; Testudinidae
Source: RefSeq, a predicted model, not a curated record